GCUACUAUCACAUUUAGUGUUCAUGGUCAAGAGAAAGUUGGUAACCAAUCAAGAUGUUAUUACACAAUGUUUUUAUGAUUAUAAAAUGUUAAUAUGGGCUCCAUAUACCUGUUACCUACCAUGGAAUGAAACUAGUCAAACUUAAUCAGUUGACUUUGUUUAUUUAUAUUUAUUGUAUAGACUUUUUAAUUAACCACAAAUAUGAAGAUUCUUUUAUAUCUAGCUUUAUGGGGCAUAGUAUCUGUAUUUGGUGCAAAAUUUGAAGCUUUUUAUCCAAGAGAAGCCUAUGGUGUGAGCAAUGGAGCAUCCAGAUCACCUCACGGUCACGGAUCAUUCUACAAGUACCGAAACCCAGCUCUUGUAGAUGCUAAAAAUUCUCCCGCCUAUGGAUACAGAUUUGACGGGAAAAGGCGUUUCAAUUUUGAUAAAUAAUUUGUGUACAUAAUAUGUAUUUAAAACUAGUAUUAAUGUAUUGUUCGUCAAUAUUAAUAAUGGUAAACAAAUAGUAAGAAAAAGCAGCAAAAUAUAGUAAUUCAAAUAAAAGUACAUAAACUAUAAAGUAACAAAUUAACCAAUUACUGACUGUAUUAUAGCAAGGAUUUAACAAUAAUAAAAUAGCAAUUUAAGUUCAUAAAAAAAUUAAAAUUAUUAAUUAGAUCCUCUCUUAAUAAAAGAAUCAUUGUCUUAUAUUUGAUACAGUCAUCAUUUUUAAAUUUAAAGUAUUAUAAAUUUAUUUUAAAAUAACAAGAUUAUUUUAGUGUAGAAUUAUUAUUAUUAGGUACGAGUGGUUUACUUUAAAAAUAUGUAAAUACUGUUCAUAUCACUAGACCUGUAGAUAAUUAUCUACUUUGAUCUUAGGAGCUGGCCGUGAAAAAGGUGACAGCCAAGUUAUAGAAACCCUGCCAAAUACAGCUUGUAAACUCUUCCAUUUAGAUUUUUUCAUCCACCGAGCUUCUUCUUUUUUUAAUUGUUCAAUACCCUGGAAUAAUUAUAAGACAUUAAUAUUAUUAUUAGUUUUUUUAUGUUAAUUUAAUAACCCAACUUUCACACGGAUAAAUUACGUGAACAAGUGGACUUAACUGUAGAUUAAAUAUCUUAAAAUUAAUAAUAUAAAAUAAAUUUUGCAACACAUAAACAUUAAACAUCAUGUUAAUUUACGAGUUAUAUAUUUUUAUAUAUUUUUUUGUAAAGAUAUUGUUAUACACUCAUUAAAAUUAUAUCUACAACUAGUUACUUGUUAGUUAUAAGUAUAGAUAUUAUUAAUUAUUGUCUUAUUGCAAAAAGAAAUUCUUCACGUCCAAACUUAAAUAGUUAAAUGAAAACAAUAAUCCAUUGAAAGAUUAUCGAAAUACUUAAGGAAAAAAUUGAUGGGUUUAGUGUAUAGUAAAAAUAAACUGUUUAUUUAUUAUUAAUGAUUAAAACAAAAUGUUAACUCAUCGAACACAAUUUUUGUAGAUAGUAAACUAGUAAAUGACAUAAUUACCGUUUCAUCGGAGCAUAUAGCUUGUAGCUGAGUGGCAAACAUUACCAUGGUGAAUAUUGCAAAAAGCAAUGCUUCAAAACCUAAAAAUAU
This is a messenger RNA of Acyrthosiphon pisum (pea aphid), 1573 nucleotides long. RefSeq lists its product as uncharacterized. The record is from RefSeq and is a predicted model, not a curated record. NCBI's taxonomy places the organism in Eukaryota, Metazoa, Arthropoda, Insecta, Hemiptera, Aphididae. The transcript is spliced from 2 exons. The coding region runs from base 202 to 432 and encodes 76 amino acids.